Theobroma cacao (cacao) is the source of this 1940-nucleotide messenger RNA. Lineage: Eukaryota; Viridiplantae; Streptophyta; Magnoliopsida; Malvales; Malvaceae. The record is from RefSeq and is a predicted model, not a curated record.
AAUUCAUUAAUUACUACUAGGAUUAAUCAUUAUUAAUCCUUGCAGUAGAUCGAAACAUAAUUAACUGCAGCUAAGAUUUUUCAGCUUCUUCCUACAAUACGCGGCUUUGUCAUCUUUGGAGUUGUCCAAGAAGCCAUUAAACAUUACUCAGUUUUUGGCCUUGAAAUGAACUUGUCGUGGGGGAACUUGAUGACCCUUUUUUUUUUUAUCUAACAAUAGUAAUUCGAAAACUUAUUCCCCAAAAGUCUUGCAUUUCUAACUUAAUUCCAAGUUACCACUGGUUUCUUGCCACUAUAUAUACAUGUCUUUGCCUGUUGCCGUAUUGCAGUAGGUUAUGAGAACGGCUGGUAGGGGCGUAAGAACAAUAAAUAGACUUACUAAGUUAAUAACUUAUAGGUGGUCGAACUGUUGCAUUUUCUAAGAGAGAAAAAUUUUAUGGCUGAUGGGCUGGCUUAAAAUUUGUAGAUUGCUUGGUUCUGAGGGGAAUGCGGCUGCCACCAUCAGAGCGCAAAGGAUUAGAGUCCCAAACUUUGUGUAGCUCACACUCCUCUCCUUAUUGAGUGAAGGAGGAGACUCACGCUGACCAAAGGGCUGGCUUCAGGUCUAGAGAGAUUUCCUUUUCACGAGAUGAAAUCCAAAAUAAGACGGGAAAAAACAAAUUUCCUUCAAAGACGGUGUUUAGCUCUUCCGGAGGAAUUAUGUUGUCGAUUUUCACUAGCCGAGAUCAAAGCUGCUACCAACAACUUCCAUAAAGAUAUGGUUAUUGCUAAAGGUGAUUCGGGAUUUAUAUAUGGAGGGAUGAUUAAUGAUGGAUUCUUUGCUAUCAAACGCUUGAGGCCAAGUACUAAUUCACUCCUGCCACUCCAGGAGUUAAAAUGUGGGGCGCGGAUGCUCUGCCAGCUGCACCACUCAAACAUCGUAUCUCUCGUUGGCUGGUGUGAAGAGAAAGGAGAGAUGAUCCAUGUGUAUGAAUAUGUAAGCAGCGGGACUCUUUAUGAUCAUCUCCAUGGCAAAGAUUCUGAUCCACUCCCUUGGAAGCGAAUGCUAGAGAUAUGCAUUGGUGUAGCGCGAGCAUUACAUUACCUCCAUACGGGUGCAAGGUUUGUAGUAAUCCACCGGGACGUCACUAGCAGUAGCAGGAACAUUCUUUUGGACGGGCAAUGGACUGCUAAGCUUUACAAUUUCGGCUUCUCCAAGAGGGGUCCCCAUAGUAUGUCAAACGAUCCGGUUUCCAUAGAAAUAGACUCAGAUAUAGCUUAUACUUUUGAGUGUAUGGCUCCGGAAGGUAUGAUGACUAACCGCCCAUCGCAUAAAGCUGAUGUGUACUCAUUUGGGGUAGUUUUGUUUGAAGUUCUAUGUUGCAGACGCGUAUUUGAUGCAACAUUGAAUGGGGAUCAGCGACAUCUUAAUCGUUGGGCCUGUAAAUGCAUCGAGAAUGGAACAAUUUAUGAUAUCAUUGAUCCAUAUUUAAAGGGGAGGAUAGCUUCAGAGUAUUUCAAGAAGUUCGUGGAGAUUGCUUAUAGUUGUGUCAGUUUUGACGUAAAUAAAAGGCCUGCCAUGGGUGAGGUGGAGGUGACAUUGGAGCUUGCGUUGGAGCGGCAGAACAAAGCAGAUUCCAAAAUGGAGUGUAGUUCCUCAAGGUGAAUGUAUGUAUGAAGAAGCAUCAUUUGAUACAGCCUUUAGCACACGUGUUCUUCAUGAUUAUGGUGGAAACUCAUUGGUACCAAAUAGCAGCCCUUCUAUAGAUAGCAUCAGCAAUAUUAGCUAGUGAUACUUUAAAUUAGAUCAUGAAUUCAUUGCGAGUAAAAUUAUGUGAUUUCAGUUGUUCUAAUUUUACCCCUCUUAAGAUUAAUUUUUUUUUUAAGUAUUGUCAUUCUAAAUUCACAGUGUAAUAACAAUAGUAGAAUAUUUAAACAGGAAAUCAUGGUAGUUCUUUUGAA